Molecule: messenger RNA, 1245 nt
Organism: Podospora pseudocomata
Lineage: Eukaryota; Fungi; Ascomycota; Sordariomycetes; Sordariales; Podosporaceae
Exons: 1
Coding region: 1-1245 (414 amino acids)
Biological process (GO): coenzyme A biosynthetic process
Molecular function (GO): dephospho-CoA kinase activity
Source: RefSeq, a predicted model, not a curated record
AUGCCUCGAGACGAACUACCCUCGUUGCUAUUGCUUCCAUUUCCUCCCGACCCCUCAAGUCGCUCGUUGUUAAACACGGCAUAUCGACCAUCCAUCACUGCUGCACUCUCAAGGCUAAAGCGACCAAAUGGCGCCUCUAAACUCACCGUAGCUGUCGAAUGCCCAAUUUUGCACGGCCAGUUCUUGCGGUCCAAGACCCUGUCAUGGACCGAAGCCCAGGCUUUGGUAGCCGGCAUCUACACCAUCAUCUCCGUCGUCUCUGCUCAGCUUGGCAUCGGCACCGAAAUUGACGGCGGGCCAAACUCAGUCGAUGCCACAGUCGUUUUGAUUGACCACAACCGCAACAAGCGCUUCACUGAAGACUUCCGCCCUGUCAUUGAGACCAACAACACCACCGUGAUUGACCUCGCAACCUUUGCCUCGGCGUAUCACCCAUGGAACUACAUCUUCCACGUCCGAAGCGAAGUUGGGCUUCAGUUUUAUCAGACCUAUCUCAAGCUCGCUGAGGGGAGGCAAACAUUGCUGCAGGAGCAGUUGAUUCCUGUCGAAGGGGGCAUCACUAUGAAUGUUGCCCCCCAAGGAAACAUACCACGCCCAACACCCGCUCGGACGCCGGGGGUCCCUGUCGUCUGCCUCGGUGGAACCUUUGACUAUCUACACCCAGGUCACAAGCUUCUCCUCACCGCCGCUGCGCUGUUGUUGAAAGUCCCAAGAAAAGACGACGCCAAUAUGCAACCUUGCACCUACAUCAUCGGCAUCACAGGCGAUGAGCUUUUGAAAAACAAAAAGUAUGCCGAGUUCGUCCAGUCUUGGGAAACCAGAGCGAGGAAUGUGAUUUUGUUUCUGUCCCGGAUUCUCGAGCUCUCGGAAAGAGGAUGGAAAGGCACUCAGCAGCCGCGACGAGUGGAGGAAAGGGACGGCGAUGUCAAGGCUUGGUUUAGGGAUGGGACGAUUCUUGUUCACUGUGUCAGGAUUCAAGAUCCUUUUGGGCCGACGAUCACGGUGGAGAAUGUUGAUGCGUUGGUUGUGUCUGGGGAGACGAGGUCAGGAGGCAAGGCAGUGAAUGAUAAGAGGGCUGAACAGGGGUGGAAGACGUUGGAGGUGUUUGAGGUGGAUGUGCUGGAUGCGGAGGAUGUGUUGGAGGAGAAAGAGGGGACCAAAACAGAAGAGAAUUUCUCGGCGAAGAUCAGCAGUUCGGCGAUACGGCAGCAGAGAGCGUUGGCGAGGCCGGGGACCAAGAUAUGA